This is a messenger RNA of Entrophospora candida, 291 nucleotides long. The record is from the annotation of a GenBank genome assembly. Lineage: Eukaryota; Fungi; Glomeromycota; Glomeromycetes; Entrophosporales; Entrophosporaceae.
AUGGGCAAUGGUGAUGAAGCAUCAUCUUCUACAAUUAACUUAAUAGCAGAUUUGUGUUCACAAAUUCAUCAUAUCGCCAAAAUUUCUGCUUCAAAGUUGGAAACUGAUAAAGCUUUAAUGAGUCAAUUGGUAAAUUAUAAAGAAAAUCAGGAUACUUAUAACAUUCCAUAUGGUCCAAGUCUAAUUAUUCCAUAUGCAUCUUCAUUAAAAGAAGAAAAUAGUGAUAUAAAUGCUAAUGAGGGACUUCCAGAACCUUAUAUUUUAAUUAUUCAAAAUACAAUGGAUUUAUGA